AUGACCUCGGCCAUGCUUCGGCUCGUUCCCCGAACCCUUCCCUCCCGCUGUGCACCAGCAGCUCUCCGGCGGACGCUCUUCUCCCACCGACCGUCGGCACGAGCGACGGAGGAAUUCGACAUCACAAAGCUCAACGCCAAGCGGCGCGACUACGAGCAGAAUCGGACCGCCUUCCUCGCCGCCGGUGCCCUCGCCGGCAUCGUCUCCUUUGUCUACACGGCAUGGAAACUCAAGCAGGCGCUCGACGGCUCGGGCGAGAGGUCCAAGCUGGCCGUCAAAUGCGACGCGCCGUCGUCGAUUCCCACGGAGACGUUCAAGACCGAGGCCGGCGAGAAGCGAAAGGUGGUCCUGCAUGACGACGAGGGUCGGGAAAUCAUACCGACCGGCCACGGCCUCGUCAAGGCGUUCCCGCGCGCCAUCGAACUUGACAUGCCCACGGCGCGGCAGGGACUAGACCGAAACGAGGCGUCCAUGGCGGCCUCCAUCUCGGACGAAGCGGGUGUCGAGUUCACCCUCGUCGGGCUCGGCAUGCGGACCGUCACCUUUAUCGGCAUCCAGGUCUACCUUGUCGGCUUGUACGUGGCCACCCAGGACAUUGCCCGGCUGCAGCACCACCUCGUCAAGAAGAUCAACCCGCUCGCGACGACGCUCAUCCCGACGGAGAAGGAGGCGCUGCGCAAGGCCCUGCUCGACGCCGUCGAGGGCGACGAGACGUGGGACUCGAUCCUCCAAGAGUCCGGGUGCCGCACCGCCCUCCGCAUCGUUCCCGUUCGCGACACCGACUUCCACCACCUGCGCGACGGCUUCGUGCGAGCCAUCCAGGCGCGCUCGCAGCGAGGCACGGCCUACAACGACGAGGCCUUUGCCGGGGCCAUGAAGCGGUUCAAGGUCAUGUUCAACCGCGGGUCGGUGCCGAAGAAGAAGGAACUGCUGCUCUGCCGCGACGGCGCCGGUGCCUUGUCGGUCCUGUACGGCGAUGGCGAGCGGACGAAGAAGCGGGAGCCGACGCGAGAGGUCAUGGGCACCGUCGACGACGAGCGCCUCUCCCGGCUGCUGUGGUUGAACUACCUGUCCGGCAGCAAGGUGGCGUCGGAGGAGGCGAGGAGGAACAUAAUCGAGGGCAUCAUGGAGCUCGUAGAGCGACCGGUGGGCACCGUCGCGGCCCAAGUCGUGUGA
Molecule: messenger RNA, 1176 nt
Organism: Drechmeria coniospora
Lineage: Eukaryota; Fungi; Ascomycota; Sordariomycetes; Hypocreales; Ophiocordycipitaceae
Exons: 1
Coding region: 1-1176 (391 amino acids)
Molecular function (GO): intramolecular lyase activity
Source: RefSeq, a predicted model, not a curated record